Messenger RNA from Ochotona princeps (American pika), 5294 nucleotides. RefSeq names its product remodeling and spacing factor 1 (gene RSF1). Bases 348 to 4676 code for a protein of 1442 amino acids. Gene Ontology annotation, biological process: regulation of DNA-templated transcription. NCBI's taxonomy places the organism in Eukaryota, Metazoa, Chordata, Mammalia, Lagomorpha, Ochotonidae. The transcript has 16 exons. Gene Ontology annotation, cellular component: RSF complex. The record is from RefSeq and is a predicted model, not a curated record.
CCUGCAGCCCGCCUCCCGCCCCGCUUCCCUUGUUUUCAUUCCCCUUGUCACACGAGGCAGCGGCGAUGCGAAGUGGGAGGGGAGACGUGGAGGGAGGGGAGGGGAGGGAAGAGGGCGGAAAGUGAAAGGCACGGAGCGCCUCUCUGUCCCCCGUCCGGCUCGCCUCUCGACUGCUCCGGCUCGCCGAGGUAUUGUGGGAUCGCGGCGCCGUUCCCUGAGACGCUGGGAUCCGCAGGGGAGCCCCCCUCGAGAGCGCCUCCUGUCGUCCGCAAGGCUGCCCUGCCAUUCCCGGGCACCCCGACUCCCCCCACCCCUCCAUCGCCGCCUCCUCCAUCCUCCAGUUCAAAAUGGCGACGGCGGCGGCAGCGGCAGCGGCGGCGGCGGCGAUGGCUCCUCCGGGCUGCCCAGGUUCGUGCCCCAACUUCGCCGUGGUCUGCUCCUUCUUGGAGCGCUACGGGCCGCUGCUGGACCUGCCUGAGCUGCCGUUCCCCGAGCUGGAGCGGGUGCUGCAGGCGCCGCCGCCGGACGUCGGCCACGGAGAAGUACCAAAGGAAUUGGUGGAACUCCAUUUGAAGUUGAUGAGGAAGAUUGGCAAAUCUGUUACAGCAGACAGAUGGGAAAAAUAUUUGAUCAAGAUAUGCCAAGAAUUUAACAGCACCUGGGCUUGGGAGAUGGAGAAGAAGGGCUAUCUUGAAAUGAGUGUUGAAUGUAAAUUAGCACUCUUAAAGUAUCUCUGCGAGUGUCAGUUUGAUGACAAUCUUAAAUUCAAGAACAUUAUUAAUGAGGAGGAUGCUGAUACUAUGCGUCUCCAACCAAUUGGGCGAGACAAAGAUGGCCUAAUGUACUGGUACCAGUUGGAUCAGGAUCACAAUGUCAGAAUGUACAUAGAAGAACAAGAUGAUCAAGAUGGCUCUUCAUGGAAAUGCAUUGUCAGAAAUCGAAACGAAUUGGCUGAGACCCUUGCACUGCUGAAAGCACAGAUUGAUCCUGUACUGUUGAAAAACUCUAGCCAGCAGGACACCUCUUCCCGGGAGAGUCCCAGCCUAGAGGAUGAGGAGACUAAAAAGGAGGAAGAAACACCUAAACAAGAGGAACAGAAGGAAGGCGGAAAGAUGAGAGGUGAAGAGCAGCCGGCAAAACCAGAAAACCAUCCUGCUACCAAUAUUGUAGAGGAGACUACUGUGAAAAUAGAUAGGGAAGAUGAAAAGGAUCUUGUGAAACUGCCAGUUAUAGUCAAGCUAGAAAAAUCUCCGCCAGAAGUUGAAGAAAAAAAAAUGAUCAAAGAAGAAAGUGAUUCUUUCAAGGAAAAUGUCAAACCCAUGAAAGUUGAAAUAAAUGACUCCAGAGCAGACCCUAAAGAUACCAAAGGCAACCCAGAGAAGCUGGUGCCACAGGAGCCUGAGAGGUUCGAAUUCAGUUGUAACGUUAAGUGUUCUCAAGACAUUACAGAGAAAUCUCCUGAGGAGACAGAGAAGCUUAAAAAUGACCAGCAGGCCAAGAUACCACUAAAAAAAAGAGAAAUCAAACUGAGUGAUGACUUUGACAGUCCAGUGAAAGGAACUUUGUGUAAAUCCGUUACUCCAACAAAAGAGUUUUUGAAAGAUGAAAUAAAACAGGAAGAGGAGACUUGUAAAAGGGUUUCUACAAUCACCACUCUGUGUCAUGAAGGGAAGCAAAUGGUAAAUGGAGAAGUGAGUGAUGAAAAGGUGACUGCAAAUGUUAAGGCAGAGCACAUUGAAGCCAAGUUCUGUGAAACAAAGGAAGAUGUGCACAGUAGCCCCUCUAAGGACAGAAGUGUCAUCAUGGAGGGAAAUGGAACAGAGACUCUAAGUUCUGUCAUCACCAAUAUGAAAACAGGAGAGCAAGAGAAAGAAGGGGCCCCUGCAGGAAAAGACACAGGAGGUGCCAUUGCAGCCCCAGAGACCCAGAAUCAAAAAGGGCAAAUAAAAGAGCCUGGUCAGCCGGCAAUGGAAACCUCUCUUGAGUCUUCCGAGUUGGCAAAAGCUCUCUCUGUAACAGCUGCUUUAUCUACCACUGAGUCAUGUACCACAAAAGCGGAAGACAGGUCUCUUAAGGCUAAGACAGAUACCCGUCCACCUGUCAUGGAGUGUCUUGAAAAGUCAGAGAAGUUCAAAAGGACUCUUCUUGAUAAGGAUUUGCAGAGACUGAGUCCUAUACCAGAGGAAGUUCCGAGGAGUACUCUAGAAUCAGAAAAACUGGGCUCUCCAGGCAAAGCUGAAACUUCACCAUCUGAGGCCACAUCACACUGUGACCAAAUAGCCCUUGAAAAUCAAGGGGCAGAAAGCCAGAAUACAAAUCCUGUUGGGGGUUGUUCUCUGGAAAAGACAGAUGCUCUUAAAGAGGUUUCAGAAUCCAUGAAGGUGGAAAUGGAUAAUCCGGACAAUGCCCAGACCUCUGGCAUAGAGGAGCCUUCUGAACCGAAAGGUUCUAUGCAUAAAAGCAAAUUCAAGUAUAAGUUGGUUCCUGAAGAAGAAAACAGUGCCACAGAAAAUACAGAGAUAACCUCUGAAAGGCAGAAAGAGGGCAUCAAGUUAACAAUUAGGAUAUCAAGUCGAAAGAAGAAGACGGAGUCUCCUCCCAAAAUUCUAGAACUAGGACAAAAGCAAGAGAAGACAGAAAAGGAAGAAGAGAAGGCAAAUAUGGGUCGUACGUUAAGGAGGUCUCCAAGAAUAUCUAGGCCUACAGCAAAAGUGGCCGAAAUCAGGGACCAGAAAGCUGAUAAAAAAAGAGGGGAGGGAGAAGAUGAAGUAGAAGAAGAGUCAGCAGCUUCACAAAAACCAGACAGAAAAGAAAACCAGAAAAAAAUGGAGAAAGAUACAAAUUCUAAAAUAAGCAAGGUAAAACCGAAAGGCAAAGUUCGAUGGACUGGUUCGCGGACACGCGGCAGGUGGAAAUAUUCCAGCAAUGAUGAGAGUGAAGGGUCUGACAGUGAAAAGUCAUCUGCAGCUUCAGAAGAGGAAGAGGAGAAGGAGAGUGAAGAAGCCAUUGUUGCAGAUGAUGAUGAACCAUGCAAAAAGUGUGGCCUCCCAAACCAUCCUGAACUCAUCCUCCUGUGUGACUCCUGUGACAGUGGAUACCACACCGCUUGUCUUCGCCCUCCUCUGAUGAUCAUCCCUGACGGAGAGUGGUUCUGCCCGCCUUGCCAACAUAAACUCUUGUGUGAAAAAUUAGAGGAACAGUUGCAAGAUUUGGAUGUGGCCUUAAAGAAGAAGGAGCGUGCUGAACGAAGGAAAGAACGCUUGGUGUAUGUUGGUAUCAGUAUUGAAAACAUCAUUCCUCCACAGGAACCAGAUUUUUCUGAAGAUCAAGAAGAAAAGAAAAAAGAUUCCAAAAAGACCAAAGUUAAUUUACUGGAAAGGAGGUCAACAAGAACACGGAAAUGUAUAAGUUACAGGUUUGAUGAGUUUGAUGAAGCAAUUGAUGAAGCUAUAGAAGAUGAUAUCAAAGAGGCUGAUGGAGGAGGUAGGUUUGGCCGGGGAAAAGAUAUAUCUACCAUUACAGGUCACCGUGGGAAAGACAUCUCUACAAUUCUGGAUGAAGAAAGAAAAGAAAAUAAGCGACCCCAGAGGGCAGCAGCUGCUCGUCGGAAGAAACGCCGGCGACUGAACGACCUCGACAGCGACAGCAACCUGGAUGAAGAGGAGAGUGAGGAUGAAUUCAAGAUCAGUGACGGAUCUCAAGAUGAGUUUGUUGUGUCUGAUGAAAACCCAGAUGAAAGUGAGGAAGACCCACCAUCUAAUGAUGACAGUGACACUGAUUUCUGCAGCCGUAGACUGAGGAGACACUCCUCACGGCCAAUGAGGCAAAGUAGGCGCUUGCGGAGAAAGAUCCCAAAGAAAAAAUACUCUGAUGAUGAUGAAGAGGAGGAAUCUGAGGAGAACAGUAGAGACUCUGAAAGUGACUUUAGCGACGAUUUUAGUGAUGAUUUUGUGGAAACUCGGCGAAGGCGGUCAAGGAGGAACCAGAAGAGACAAAUUAACUACAAAGAAGAUUCAGAAAGUGACGGUUCCCAGAAAAGUAUACGACGUGGCAAAGAAAUCAGGCGAAUUCACAAACGCCGACUUUCCAGCUCAGAAAGUGAAGAGAGCUAUAUGUCCAAGAACUCUGAAGAUGGUGAGCUAGCUAAAGGAUCAAAGCGCUCAGCUCGAAAGCGAGGCCGAAGUACAGAUGAGUAUUCCGAAGCAGAGGAAGAUGAGGAAGAGGAAGGCAGACCAUCCCGCAAACGGCUGCACAGAAUUGAGACAGAUGAGGAGGAGAAUUGUGACAAUGCUCACGGAGCUGCCGAGCCCCCUGCCCGCGCUGGCCAGUCCAGGAUCCUUCCCUCAGAACACGAGGGCACCAAGAAGCCCUACCGGAUAGAAAGUGACGGGGAAGAGGACUUCGAAAACGUGGGCAAAGUUGGGAGCCCACUGGACUAUAGCUUAGUGGACUUGCCUUCCACUAAUGGACAGAGUCCUGGCAAAGCCAUUGAGAACUUGAUUGGUAAGCCAGCUGAGAAGCCUCUGACCCCCAAGGACAACAGUACAGCCAGUGCAAGCCUGGCCCCCAAUGGGACGAGUGGAGGGCAGGAGGCAGGGGCCCCGGAGGAAGAAGAAGAUGAGCUUUUGAGAGUGACUGACCUUGUUGAUUAUGUCUGUAACAGUGAACAGUUAUAAGACUUUUUUUUCCCAUUUUUAUGCUAAUUUAUUCCAUGGUAGCUCUCACACCAGCGGGCCAGUUAUUCAAAGCUGUUUAAUUUUCCUAGAAAACUCCUACGGAAUGACUUUUUAGAAGAAAAAUUUCAACAGACCUUGUAUUCUUUCUGUGAAAUGACCAGUUUCAAACUUUGAAGAUAAUUGCUGUAAAUUCCUUUUGAUUUUCUUUUUCCAAGUUCAUGGUCCUUGGUAAUUUCACUCAUGAAAAAAAAAUCUUAUUAUAAUAACAACAAAGAUUUGUAUAUUUUUGACUUUGUAUUUCCUGAGCUGUCCUGACUUUGUGGGGGAAAAAAAAAGGUGGAUAAGAAUGCAUUCCAAAUCUGUGAGGGCCCAAAACCGAAUUUAGGGGUGGGAGAAAGCACUUGUGCUUUAGCUUUUUCAUAUUAAAUAUAUAUUCUAUUUAAGCAUUCAUGGCAUAGGUGAUAGUGAACAGACUGAUCAAAAGUUCAAGUCUGUACUGUUGAGAAUUGUAGAUAACAUUCAUACAUAAGUCAUUUAAUAACAGCCUUCGUGAAAUCAACUUGUUUACUAUUGGAGAUAACCACGCUUAAUAAAGAAGAGACCAUGAAAGACCAUCAU